AUGACUGCCCAUGAAUUUUACAUUGUCAUUCCGUUGGCAAUUUUGGAGUUGAUUCUACUUGUUAUUGGUCUUUAUUUUAUGGCCAUGUGGGCCGUGGUCUUCAAAGACCUGCCAUUGUUCCAUUACAAUCUGAAAACAACGUUGAAAUUUGUUGGAAUCACUUGGAUGGCGACGUCGAUCGCCAGGAUUAUAUUCAUUUUGUGUUACUUUUUUGACCCGCAGGCGUUGAGUAAGUUGACUUUACGGAAUUUAAAAAAGUUUGGCUGUAUUUUUUAUGACAUUAUACUGCAAAAAAAUAGGAUUUGUAAGACCCGUACCAAAGUUCAUAUCCUUCGAAUCCGAUGAACUUUUACUUAUUCAUUAUCGAAAAUUCUGCCACACUGAACUUUCGGCCUUUAAGAGGGCAUUGAAGGUUUCAUACUUUAGCAGAAAUUACCCUGUAACAGGUGAAAGUGCAAAGUUUGUAUUUACAAGAAUAGGCAGCAGUCUAUUUCGAGAGACUAUUCAAAAGAGCAACAAAAGUCCUAGAUUUUUUCAAGCUGUAACUUACAGGAGAAGUACUCCAAGUGCGACGCUGACAUUUUUAAGAAGCUUGGCACAAAUUUAGAUUAGUUUUUUGAAGAAAUAUACAAGAAUACUAGCUUGUGUUUUGCAGAAACGACCGAGACAUUUAGAUCAAAACUUUUCGAAAAUGCGACACUUUUUGGUGAAUUUUGGUGUGAAAAGUUUCAUGACUAUUUCUACCGUGUAGUUAAGAAUUUUCACGAAAAAUCAUUUUCCGCACGAAACUAGCGAAAGUUAUGGCCAAAAUAUGUUUUUCUGUCUGCCUGUUCUCCACGUUUAGCGUGCUCUUUCGGCAACAAAGAUCAUUCAAUAUCUCGACAAAAAAAUUAAAACUGACCUCUUUGCAGUCGGCAGGAAAGAUCGUUGAAUAUGUUGGCUACCCCUGUAAGGCACAAACUAAAAUUUUCAAUAAUUCAUACGUGCCAUAUAAAAACACAAAAAUUUUCAGUCGACUCAACGAACUUUUUUUCCUUCGGCUUUCCGAUGCAUUUGAUGGAGAAUGUAUAUAUGCUUACUUGGUCAAUGGCCGCAACCACCAUCCUGUUCGUCGUGAUUGAGCGAAUCUCAGCCAGUCUUUGGUUGGAGUGUUACGAGCGCCGAGAAGACAAGUUUUUGAUUCAUGCGAUGCUGGCUUUUGCUCUGCUUGUUUCCGUGGUCUUCUAUUCCAUAAAUUACGGUAGGUAAAAGAAAUUCGAUAGGCUAUACAAUGAAUCUGUGAUACAACAAAACUUUUAUAAAAUGAACAAUUUUUCAAGCCGCAAGAGCCAACUUGAGUUCAAGAGAAACCCUUGAAUGUAACGAAACCCUUGUAUAACGAAUAAAUUUUAAGGCUUCUUAUUCGUUUUACAGAGGUUUGACUAUAUUUAUUCCAGCAUAUGACCUGCGAAUCUUCGCCUAUCGUCUGCCAUACGUCUUCAUCGCAUUAGUCGCUUUCGUCAGUUUGGUCGUUUUCCUCUACUUCCAUUUCCUCAACAAACGUCGCCUCAGGCAAGCCUUGGCCAAUCGCUCAUUCUAUUCGCUCAACGAGAGAUUCCAACUGGCCGAGAAUGUGAGGGUGGGGGAUAUUGCGAUCCGUCAAGCCUUCAUAGUCAGCGGAAUGGUCAUGUUGUUUGUGACGGCCGUCGUGAUCAUCUCGUGUUUGAACUUGGAUAUACCUGUGAGUUGUGAUGACUUAAUGGUGUGCUUGGAAUCUGUUAGCAGGUUGUAAAAAAUAUAUAGUCGGUUAUAAACGCCUUUUUUCGACCAAACACCGCCCUACACUCCUCCAAAGCUUACAAUAAUUUGUUUCAGCUCUACAUUCUUCGCUCGCUUUCCUACCAUUUCUUGGCCAUUUAUAACAUCGCCGAGGCCUUCAACAUUGCCUAUGGCCACUCGACUUUCAAGAAGCUGUACUUUGAUCAGCUUCGUCGUUCGCUUUUUGGACCCAAAGGCAGUGUGGAUUCGAUCGACGCCACCAAACGGCAUAGUAUUCGGAAUACGGACGGAAUGGUCCUGAAUUUCUCGGCCAGAGAAGAGAACCGGAUUGUUUUUACGAUGCUGGAGAAUAGUUGGCGAUAA
This is a messenger RNA of Bursaphelenchus xylophilus (pine wood nematode), 2121 nucleotides long. NCBI's taxonomy places the organism in Eukaryota, Metazoa, Nematoda, Chromadorea, Rhabditida, Aphelenchoididae. The record is from the annotation of a GenBank genome assembly.